This is a messenger RNA of Acomys russatus (golden spiny mouse), 1140 nucleotides long. RefSeq names its product hematopoietic SH2 domain containing (gene Hsh2d). The record is from RefSeq and is a predicted model, not a curated record. The transcript is spliced from 5 exons. Gene Ontology annotation, cellular component: cytoplasm. NCBI's taxonomy places the organism in Eukaryota, Metazoa, Chordata, Mammalia, Rodentia, Muridae. Bases 103 to 1110 code for a protein of 335 amino acids.
UGGGGGGCUUCAGGAUGUGGCAGCCAUGCUCUGGAAUAUUACAGCCAAGAGAUACCCACCUCUCCCUCCUCCUCCCGCAGGUGACCACCUCCCUUGGAUGCCAUGACAGAGGCCUGGAAGCUGCCUCCACCGCUGGCCCCUCGGCUAGACUGGUUUGUGCACACCCAGGUGGACCUGCUGACCCAAUCUGGGAUCCCUGAGUGGUUCCACGGCACCAUCUCUCGAGAGGCCGCUGAGAAGCUGCUGGAGUCACAACCGCUGGGGACCUUUCUCAUCCGAGUCAGCCACAGCCAUGUGGGCUACACCCUCUCCUACAAAGCCCAGACCUGCUGCCGGCACUACAUGGUGAAGCUUUCUGAUGAAGGGACUGUCACCCUCGCUGGGGACCACGUGACCCACGCCUCUCUGACCGCCCUGGUCACCUUCCACCAGCAGAAGCCUAUUCGACCGUAUGGAGAGCUGCUGACCCAGGCCUGUGGGCAGGAGGAUCCAGCAAAUGUAGACUACAAAGAUCUCUUCCUGUACUGGAAUGCUCUGGCUCAGGAUGCUGAAAACCAAGUUCAGAGACCGGAAGUUCAGAGGCCUUCUUCAUGCCCACCUGAAGAGGCUUCUGAAGGGAAGCCAUCCACAGCAACUGCUGGAGAACUCCCAUCAGCUCCCAGCACCCCAAAAGGGCCUUUCCAGGAGGCAGGACAAAGACUGUGGAAGAACCUGAGGUCGCUGCCUCAGACUAGCCUGAGGGUGAAACAGCGGCUGGCUUCACACCUGUCGGCCACAAACCUGCUGGGGGAUGCCAGGCGUGUGGCACAGCAGCAUGGCAGCCCCGUGACUCGAGCGUCCAGCUGGGAUGGCAUGUGCCACUCCACAGACCCCAGUGCAGCCACCUCUCUUCAAAACCCAGCAGAUCUGCAGGCCUGGAGAGGCAGAGAAGCCACCUUCAGGUCUGCCAGCGAGAAGGAGGUGGUCUCGGGGGUCAGAGCCUGGCGCGGAAAGCUGGUGAGGGCCCUGUCGGCCCAGGCAACCAAGCCGGAGCCUGCAGACUUACCUGAAGCCCAGGACUGGUUACCGGAGGAGUACCUCAGACCACCGCCCUUCGCCCCCGGGUACUGAUAAUGCCUCCUGAGUCUUGGGUAUUUAUGG